CUAAGUUGAUCAUGUAGAUCAAGUGAUAACAAAUGUGGGGCCCACCUAGAAAUUUGUUAAAGCAUCGAAGGUAAUGGACUCGUGGCCUAGGACAAAUCAUCAUGGCGGUAACUCUACCUAAGCAGGAUUGGCAGACCCAACCUCUAGGUUCAAGGAGAAAAUAAAGUUGUGAAUGAUGGUCCGAAAUUGUCAAAUUAUUCAAAGUCCAUUCUCAUGAUGAGACAAUGUCCAACUAUAAGGGUAAACCUAAAGAUGGAAGGUUUUUUAAUGGCUUCUAAGUUUGACACAGGAUGUGAUCAAAUAGUGUAUUUUUGGAAUACAUGUUUAGAAAUCACCUAUGUGAGUGUGAAGUGGAGCCGCUUCAAGGAGAAUAAAAGAAGACCAGUUCUCUAAGCACUCAUGAGACCAGGCGGUGUUCAUGGCUAAAACGAACACAACAAUGAGAACCAGUGAACGGAUAAGAGUUAGUUGUGUGACAUAUGUUGUCUUAGUAUACAAGCAAAACCGACGGUUCAAAGAUAUCACAUCUACCGAUUGGUGAGUAUACUCGAUAUAUGUUCACUAAGGAAGGUUCAAAGGGAAACCUACCUAUUCCGAUGCAACUAAUUCUUAGUCGAGAAUCACACGAUUUUUUGCAUAGUUUUAAAGUACAACAUACUCCAUUCAUGUGGGGGAUUGUUGGGAUUUUUAGUGGUGUGAAUGGAAAUAAAAAAAGGGGAAAGUUUCAAGAGAGUCUCUUGAAGUACCAUGUUGGUAAGCUGUGGGAAGUAGGGCUGGAGGUUCGGUUAUCGAUUGUCGGUUAACCGACCGGUUAAACCGAUAACCGACGGUUACCGGUUAAUCGAUAACCGAAAAUUAUAUGUUUCGGUCGGUGGUCGGAGCUCCUAAUAGGUAAUUCGGUUAACCGAGUAACCGAAAACCGGUUAUUUGGUUAACCGACAAUAACCGAAAAUAACCGACCGACCACCAUCACCAAAACGAUGUGAAAAUACCCGGUUAUGAAGUUUAUAAUUUUAUGUUGUUGAAUUUGAGACAUUAAUUUGGUGAUUUAGAUGUAGAAAUGUAAGUUAGAACCUUUUAUUUUAGGAAAUUCUAAUAAUUUUACCCGGUUAAAACCGAACCACCAUCAUUUUUUCGGUUAUCUUGGUUAACCGACCAACUAACCGAUAACCGAGGCAUUGGCGUCGGUCGGUGUUCGGUAUGGGGAAAUGGUGGUUCGGUUAACCGGUAACUGACCAAUCGAUUAUCGGUUAUAACCGAACCGAACCGAAUCCACCCCUAGUGGGAAGGGCACGGCCUCGAAUUCGAUCGAUUUGAUGUAAUAUGUGGUUAAUCAGUUAAAUUGGUUUGUGUACCAAACGGACCAAACCAAACCGAGUUGAAUCAAAUCGAACCGAACCGAUGUGGCGGUUGGAAUAACCAAACCGGUCCAACUACCAUGGGCCGAACCGAUGCAAUGGUUCAUUAUUUCAAACAUGAACCAAUGUGUUGGUUGGGGUGUAACCACCCAUAUGAAGAGUCGCCUCCCUUCGUAAGCACCCCUUCAUUUUUUAUAAAUAACACCAUACCCCCUCUAGUUUUAACUACGAGAUACAUAUAUUUUUUUCUGAUACGAAAAUUCUGCCAAAAUCCAAAACUAGUUUUCUGCAUUCUUUUCAAAGAGAAAAUAGAGUAAAGUGUGGUUCUCGCCGGUUCGCUGCGUUCGAUGGUUCCGGGUUUGAGGUACAGCUACUCCGGAAAAGGUACGUCCUUUCUAUCCUGGGAGGAAUCAUUCCAUAACCUUGGGUAGUUGAGGGGAAUGAGAUUCUUUAAGGAGAGAUAGUGAAUUCUAUCGGCUAGGACGCUUGCAUAUGUCUUUGCAUGUUUUCUUAAUCUUAUGUGUUUGCUUGUGUUGCAAGGAAAUAAUAUACGCGAACAAUUUCCACACCAGGGAUGACAAUUUCGGCCUGACCCGAUUUACCUGACCUGUUUGACCUGUUUCGGAGCGGGUCAUAGGCGGGCCGGGCGGACAUGAGUAUUCUCAUCGACUCGACCUGCCCUGACCCGCCCCAUCCUCAACCCAUUAUUGUCUAAAUUACAUGUAAUCUUAGUCAAAUUACUUAGAAUUUUCCUUUUAUUACGUAAUAGUUUAGCUAUUAUAAAGUUGUGAAUUAGUGAAAACCUCAAUUUCUCCAAUAACUUAACUACAUUUCAUCAUAUUAUGAUUUGUUUCUUAGGUCUUAUAACGAAAAUAACAAAUAUUUCUAAUGCUUUCCAUAUAAAUUACAUAACUAUUGGGUUGACCUGCCCCCACCCGUGCCCUGUAAUAAAUUACUCGACCUAUCACGGGACAGGUAUGGGUAUCGAGAUACCCGCCUCGGACCUGCCUCAUUGUCAUUUCUAAUCGCAACCACCAACAAUCGAAAACCUCCUAUUCGCAGGCUUCGAGUCGCCGACCGCCGACCGUCAUCAUCGCCACCCUCACAUAUCCACCAGCUCUUCCUCUUCAUCUCGUCGGCCGCCACCAUCGCAUCUCCAGCAACCCUUCUUCUUCCGUUUCAUACUCCAGCUCUUCCUCUGUACGUACCAUACCAUGCUCAAUUUGUACUUCACCAAAAAGUUGUUGUCUUUAAGCAGUUUUUCAGUAGAUUUUUUGUUCAAUUCGGCAAAUCUUGUACUCUACAUGCUCAUUGAGUGGAAUUCCCCGGUUUGCUCAUUUAGCUACCAACAGAAUCGAGGUUUCUACACUUUGAUGGUACUUCUUCAAUACAUUAGCUACCUUAGGCAGAAUAGCAUCUCUUGUAUUAAUGAACUUAUGAAUUGUUAUGUUCGAUCUUGCCCACUAUACUUAAAUAUUCAUAAUUUUUUUCAACGUUGAAUCACGUCUAGGCAAUGACUAAUCGCUUUAGACACCAGGCAAAAUUUCAUCGUUUUAUUUUCGCCUAGCACCUUCUUGAACACUUAUAACUUGUAAGUGUGAUAUUGUAUGAAUUUUUUUAGUGAGUAGAGCAUUUUAAGGGAAAAAAUCACGAUAAAGAGAAUCCGUUUAUACUUUAUAGUAUACAAGUAAAGCAUCUUGAAAAGAAAUCUGAAAAUUUAUUGCAAGUCUGGUAUUGCCUAAUUACUCUCUUCUUCCUUUUACUUCCUCGACUUUCUACAGAGGAAGGUUAUCAAAAUGGGAAAAGGCAGGGAAAAGACUAAGGAGUAAGCCUUACCUUACGCCAUUUGCAUGAAGGUUGAAACGUGGCGGUGGCAGGGGGGAACUCAAUCGAGUCGAAGCGGCAAAGCUCCCACGCGGCAUUCAAAGGAGCCAAAAAUGGCAGAGACCAGCAGCAGUUGGCCCCUUGGAAUGCUCAACAAAAAAGAAAUACACACAACAGAACAGAACAACGCCCACGCUGCCAAUGCCAUCUCCAUAAUCCUUAUCUCUUAUCCUCCAGAACCCAGUCCUGCGCAUUCAGCCGAGCACCCGCCAGUGCUAACCUGUCUCGCUCCUCUUCCCAACGCGUGUCAUUUCCCCCCUAAAAACCCUAAACCCUUUUUUCCAUCUUCUCGCUUCAUUUUGAAAUCCCAUUCGAGUAUAUAGAGAGACAAGAGAAACAGAGGCUUGAACAUUGGGUUGUGUUCAUGUUUAUGCACUUGUGCUUGGUGGGUCUCGUUGUUUUCCUUCUGCGUUGCUGCGGUGUUGAUUUCCCCGUCUAGUAUUCCGGCAAGCGGAAGAUUUGGGCAUGGAGGAGGUGGAUCAGCAGUACCCUGACAUUUACGGAUCCGGGUUGGGUUCGGAGUCCGAAACCCAGUACUCGGGGAAAGCCGGUUGGGUCAUGAACCAAGGAUUAACACUGGGGAAGAAGAUUCUGGUCACUGGAUUGGUGGUCACUUCAGCCCCAGUGGUUAUCCCUUCAAUUCUGGUCAUUUCUGCUCUUGGGUUCGCUUGUUCUCUGCCUUCCAGCGUUUUCUUAGCAACCUAUCUCUUCACUGAGUCUCUCAUGACCAGAUUGCUCCCUCUCCAAACCAAUCAUCAUGUUCCUCCUGAAGAACAACUUGAAGGAAUCGAGGAUUCCCAUGACCUGGACAAGUACAGGAAGACAUCAGGGGAGGGCAUGAGACGGCGGACCCUUGAGCCGAUUGAGGACGAAGACGACGAAAUUGUGGAGGAAAAUCAAAAUGGAUAUAGAGAUGGUGAGGAUAUGAAGGGACAAAGAGAUGAUGAGACAGUAAACAUGGCUGUUGAGAUGCAUGCUGUUAGUGGUAUUGUGGUUAUAGAGGGGGAAGGCGAUGUUACGACUCCUGUUGCUGCUGGUGCAGUCCCAAUUGAGGUAAGGACUGUGGUUGUGGAGGUUUCGGAGGGAAGUGAUGAUGUUGAUGAGAAUGAGGAGCUUACAAAAGGGACAACGGGGUUGUUGGAGAGCAUUAGGGAUGAAGGUGUUUCUGAGUCUCCAGCUGAAGUGAAUGAGAAAACGACUGAGGCACAUGUAGCUGCUGCAUCUGCAGAACCUGAGAAGCAGCAGCAGGAUAGUGCUGCUGCUGCCUCCUCCACUGCUUCUUCGGUUCCGCAGGCCGCCCCUGAGCCCAAUGCCGGAGGAAAUGCCAACCAGAAUGGUUCCACUGAGUCUUCCAGAAGGGCUAAAAGGAAGCAACCGAAAACUGCCAAGAAACAACCCCCAAGAAGCUAGCUCAAUUGAGGAUGUAAUUCAAGAUAAGAUAGAGAGAAUGCCAUUAAGAAGGGAACCACAUUGCCUAGAUCCUGAUACAAAGUUCUUAUUGCACCAUCUGGGCUUGGGGGAGAAGGGUGUUGAAUUACUGGAGAGAAUGUUUUAGUUUUUUGGUAGUGUUGUGUAAUAAUCGAAUUGCUAUACCUCGAAUUUCAUGAGAUGUGUCGGUCUUUUCCCCGGGAUGUUUAGGUUAGAUGAAUGGAUCAGAGCUUAAUGGAUGUCUAUGUUCUGUUUACUUGCCAUACACAUUUCACCUGAAUAGAGCAUUGCGAGGGAGGGAACCUACCUUGCUUGACAAGUAAAAGAAAGUGCUUUCCCGUUCGUUGAUGGUCAUUGUGCGAAUGCAGGUUUGGAACAACGAGAAGAUAUGGGAACAGAUCAACGCGCUGCGUGUUAUCGUGGGAUAUACAGCUUCCAGGCAACCAACGUUAAUGGAAGAGCUCAAGGCCCUGUAUGUUUUCACUGGAGUCGAGCCGCCUAUCGCAUCAUUCAACGACCCUUGUGACCUAGAGGAAGUGAACGGGAGGCUCAGGAGUCUCAAGCUGAUAGUCGGAGUAAAGUGAGAAGAGGCAG
Messenger RNA from Linum trigynum, 5264 nucleotides. The record is from the annotation of a GenBank genome assembly. Lineage: Eukaryota; Viridiplantae; Streptophyta; Magnoliopsida; Malpighiales; Linaceae.